Oncorhynchus tshawytscha (Chinook salmon) is the source of this 1904-nucleotide messenger RNA. RefSeq names its product REST corepressor 3 (gene rcor3). Gene Ontology annotation, cellular component: transcription regulator complex; histone deacetylase complex. Gene Ontology annotation, biological process: regulation of transcription by RNA polymerase II; negative regulation of DNA-templated transcription. The record is from RefSeq and is a predicted model, not a curated record. Gene Ontology annotation, molecular function: transcription corepressor activity. NCBI's taxonomy places the organism in Eukaryota, Metazoa, Chordata, Actinopteri, Salmoniformes, Salmonidae.
AAUACUGGACUGUGGCACAGUGUCACAGCUGCGUAGCUGUGGGAGUUAUUGAAAAGACUGGCUGUGAAAAAAGAUACAUUGCAUGGUUAUAUUAGGUAUUCUCCCAAGGAGAACCCACAAAGAUACGUAAAAAAUGCCUGGAAUGAUGGAUAAAGGGUCGGAGUAUCUCGGAAAGGGACGCUCUAACGGAACAAAAAGCCCUUCAAAUGCAUCGAAUGGACAUUUUUCUGAUGAGAGUGGCAGUGACGACGAGCACGAUGUCGGAAUGCGUGUGGGAUCCGAUUAUCAAGCCAAUAUACCAGAAUUUGAUCCUGGUUCUACCAAGUACAGUGAUAAAGAUAGUGGGGGAAUGUUGGUGUGGUCUCCAUAUCACACCAUUUUCGACCCAAAAUUGGAUGAAUAUAUUGCCAUUGCAAAAGAGAAGCAUGGAUAUAAUGUUGAGCAGGCAUUGGGCAUGCUGUUCUGGCACAAACACAACAUUGAGAAGUCCCUGGCAGACCUGCCCAACUUCACCCCCUUCCCCGACGAGUGGACCGUGGAGGAUAAGGUGCUGUUCGAACAAGCCUUCAGCUUCCACGGAAAAAGCUUCCACAGGAUUCAACAAAUGUUACCAGACAAAUCCAUAUCCAGUCUUGUGAAGUAUUACUACUCCUGGAAGAAGACCCGGUCCAGGACCAGCCUGAUGGACCGCCAGGCCAGAAAGCUGGCAAACCGAAACGCCCAAGAUGAAAGUGAUGAAGAAAUGGAGGAGGCCAACCCCAUCGAAGCAAACGAUAGCGAUUAUGACCCCACCAAGGAGACGAAAAAAGAGAGCCACACGGAGCCCCAGCCCCUGAGCUCCUCCAAGAUUGGGCUUGGCCGAAGGGAGCACCUGACGCUCAUGCACCGGCACCACUCACAGCGUUCCAAGUGCCGGCCGCCCAAGGGCAUGUAUCUGACCCAGGAGGAUGUGGUGGCAGUGUCGUGCAGCUCCAGCGCUGCCAACACCGUCCUUCGGCAGCUGGACAUGGAGCUGGUGGGCCUCAAAAGACAGGUUCAAAAUGCAAAGCAACUGAACAGUGGUCUGAAACACAGGAUGGAAGCGGGCAUUGAUGACUUCAGGCUGCCAGAGUGCAACCAAAAAGUUAAUGCCCGCUGGACAACAGAUGAACAGCUUCUGGCAGUUCAAGGUGUCCGGAAGUACGGGAAAGACUUCCAGGCCAUUGCCGACGUUAUCGGUAAUAAGACGGUAGGGCAGGUAAAGAACUUCUUUGUGAACUACCGCCGCCGGUUUAACCUGGAGGAGGUGCUGCAGGAGUGGGAGGCGGAGCAGGGAACUGGCACCCCCAACGUUGACACUGCCACCUCUGGCGAGGAGGGGAAGAACAGCUCCAUCACCCCUUCUGGGAAGAGUACGGACGAAGAGGAGGAGGAGGGCCAGGUGACCCUCUCGUCAGGCCCUUCUCCCGCUGCAACUUUCCAGACCCUGGUGACGUCGUCGGCAACCUCGCUCAACCAGCCACCCCCGCUCCUACGGCCCUCCCUGCCGGCCACCCCAGCCCUCCACAGGCAGCCGCCCCCUCUCCAGCAGCAGGCCCGCUUCCUCCAACCCCGGCCCGUGCUCAACCACCCCCCACUCAUCCGGCCCUCCAACCCCCAGCCCCCACGCCUCAAUCCCCGGCCUCUUGUCCCCACCUCCACAGGGUGCCCAGGCUCCAGCCAGCCGCCCCCCACCCUGGUGGGUAUCCCAUCGGAGAUGCCGUCCUCCUCCACGCUGCACUGAGUGUGUGCAAUGGCGAAGGAAGAAAACUGAAAAGUCGUGGUCGUUUUUUUUUUACUUGGUCGUUUGUUUGCUGUUGUUUUCCUGAAGGUCGUCAAUCGUUGGUUGUUAUGAGGAAAUUAUGUAUAUUAAUGAGAAAAGUAAA